This is a messenger RNA of Hevea brasiliensis (rubber tree), 1815 nucleotides long. RefSeq names its product ankyrin repeat-containing protein ITN1-like. The coding region runs from base 1 to 1815 and encodes 604 amino acids. The transcript has 4 exons. NCBI's taxonomy places the organism in Eukaryota, Viridiplantae, Streptophyta, Magnoliopsida, Malpighiales, Euphorbiaceae. Gene Ontology annotation, cellular component: plasma membrane. Gene Ontology annotation, molecular function: protein phosphatase 1 binding; protein phosphatase regulator activity. The record is from RefSeq and is a predicted model, not a curated record.
AUGGAUUUAACAGUUAUCGAAGCAAUUGCUCAAGAUGAAAUGGAAACAUUUGAGGAGCUAGUUAAAGCGGAUAAAGCAAUCCUUGAGCAAAGAACGACUGAUUCCUUAGAUACAGUGUUACAUCUUGCUUCAAUCCAUGGACACCUCGAAAUGGCCAAGAAAAUCACCGAGUGGCGUUCUGACUUGGUGGCUGCGGAGAACAAGCAAGGGGAGACUCCAUUUCAUGAAGCUUGUCGUCGUGGGGAUCUUAAGAUGCUAACGCUGCUACUUGGGGUCAAAACAGAGGCCGGUUAUAAGGCCAACGCAAAGAACCAGUCCCCCCUUUUCCUGGCUUGCAGGAAUGGGCACCUUGAGUUGGUGAAGCUCCUUUUGGAGCGGCCUGAGUUAGUGCAAAUAGAUGGUUAUGAUCAAACUUGUCUUCAUGCUGCUAUACUUCAAGGAAAUACAGAAAUUUUUGAAGCACUUGUUGAUAAGAUGCCAAACUUAGUCGAAAAGCUUGACGAAGAUGGAAAUUCAACAGUGCAUUCUGCUUGUAUGCAAGGGGAAUCAUAUGUGGUGGGUCGACUGCUUGAUAGUAAGUCUAGAAGACAUUUCGACUAUAAUAAAGAUGGCUAUGUAGCACUGCACUUGGCAGCGAUGAAUGGGAGUAUUUCAAUUCUUAAAAAAUUUUUGAGCAACUAUCCAUCCACUUAUAGAAGGCUCACAGAUAACAAGGAAUCAGUUUUUCACUUGGCCACGAGACACAGCAAAGUCGAUGCUUUCUUUUUCUUAGUAGAGAAAUUAAGUUUUUCUCAUUCACACUUCUUACGUCGUCAAGAUGGAUGGGGCAACACCGUAUUGCAUCUCGCAUGUGAAAGCAAAAGUGCCCACAAGAUUGCCGAGUACUUGAUCAAGGAAAAGAUAACAAACGUCAAUGCCUUGAACAACAAAGAACUCACACCGCUGGACGUACUCGACCAGGCUGGGAGCUAUGGUGGAGAAAAAGAAGCUCUUGAAACUUUACUAAUCGUAGCAGGUGGUAAAAGAAAGGCAGAAAUGUUAAACGGAACAGCUGGAGACAGUGACGACGACUCUAAUCCAGAGCGUAUAAUCUCAGUCUUACCAUCGCUCCAUAAUCUUCCUGUAAGCUCACUGCAAGAUAAAGUUGGUGAAAGAAAAAGAAGAAGACCUAAAGCAAAACCUGUUACUUCAACAAAUAUGCAAAAAGAAAAGACGCGUCGCAACCCAGAACAAAUGGAAAUCACUGAAAACAUCGAUCGCAUGCAAAAGAUGGAAGAAGAGUCACUACAAAAUUCAAGAAACACAAUUAUUUUAGUUGCUACUUUGAUUGCAACAGUGACUUUUUCGGCAGGGAUAAGUCCUCCUGGUGGUGUCUUCACGGAUGGACCAAUGAAAGGGAAGUCGACAGUCGACAAAAUGACAGCUUUCAAGGUUUUUACAAUAAGUAAUACAAUUGCAUUGUUCAUUUCUCUUUCAUUGGUCAUGAUUCUGGUGAGGAUCAUCCCCUUUCGAAGAGAAACAUUGAUAAGAAUGCUCAAGAUCGCUGACAGGGUAAUGUGGGUAGCAGUGUCAUUUAUGGCAUCAAGUUAUCUUGCAGCUGCAUGGGUGAUCGCGCCGCAUAGUCGAGGGACAGAAUGGAUGUCUGUGUUGGUAAUCGCGGUGGGAGGAGGCAUACUUGGAAUGGCUUUUAUUUGUGUAGGUGUGAUCACUGCUGAUCAAAGGCGACGCAACAAGGAGUGGAAGGAAAGGGAAACAGAUCAAAUUAAAAAUUCAGACAUAAAGACAAAUUAUGAUCUAGGAUAUCACUCAUUCUAA